ACACAAAGCCGCUUUGCAGGCGCGAGGCUGGAGCUGGACGUUGUUUUCUCUCUGGACACUGAGGGCGAUGGCGGCUUCCUGCAACCAGAAGCCCCACACAGGUCGCGCUGCGACACGUCUCUGGGCCUCCUGACGCAGAAGUUUGCAGACAUGCUGAGGCACAGCCCUGACGGAGUGUUGGACCUCAACGUGGUCUGCCAGAAGCUCGGUGCGCCCAAGAGGCGGGUUUAUGACAUCACCAACGUGUUGGAGGGGAUCAAGCUCAUCAGGAAGAAGUCGAAAAGUCACAUUCAGUGGUUGGGGGGGCAUGUGAACCUGCUGGUGAAUGGGAAGGUGAAGGCUCUGGAACAGGAGGAGAAGAACCUGGACCGCCUCAUCCAGAACUGUGCCUACCAGAUCAGAGAGCUGCGGGGAAACCAGCAGAUGCACAGGUAUGCCUAUCUGACCUACAAGGACAUCCGGGAAAUUCCAAGCUUGAAAGAAGAAACGGUCAUUUUGAUCAAAGCUCCCCCAGAGACGACCCUCCAGGUUCCUCAUCCAGAGGAGAGCCUCCAGGUUUACCUCCACAGUGUUUUUGGGCCCAUCGACGCUCUCCUCUGCUCCGAUGAGCUGGUUCCUGUGGAGUCUGUUGGAGCCGGCCGCUGCUCCAGCCUCGCCGCCGGCAGGGAAGGCUCCUCCCACACACCUCCCUUCAGUCAGGUGUCUUCAGGAAGUCUCCUCCAGGUUUCACCUGAGACAACAGAAAACAGAGUCUGCCGAGUCCCUCAUCAUUCAGACCUGCAGCCAAAGCUGACUCAGCAGUUUCUGCCGCCAUCCACCCCUCUUCCAGGCUCCGCCCAGCCGCCCAGGACAGAUGGCCCAAAGCCCACGCCCACUGUGGCCAUCAACGUUGGCGGGGAGCAGUACCUGCUGAGCCUGACGGAGGACGGCGGCAUCGGCGACCUUUUCUCCGCCCAUCUGGACCAGUCGCCCUCAGACGUCCAGCUUCUCUGACCAAAGCUUUGUGGAUGACAGCAGAACCUCCACCCUCCUGGAGGCCAGAGGGGCUGUAGGUCUGAGGCUGUGCUGACCGCUGGUGGGGUUUGAAGCAAGUUUGAAGGCUGCAGCUGAAGUGAAGACCUUCCCGUGUUUGAGCACAGCCCCCACCUCCCCGAGAGACACAAAGUGUUGUGUUCUCCUGGUCCACACAAGGACAGAAGGCCAUUCCAGAGAACCUCUGCUGCUAAGUGAAGCUUCAUGGUGCUUCAGUCCUGAUGCUGGACUUCAUUCACGUUUGAAUCCUUGAAGCUCCUCAGGUUCUUGCAGGUUUGAACCUUUUCACCUUGUCUGCUCUGCUGACUGGACUUUACAUGUCCCCUGUGUUUCUGUGGUCCAAUGCAUGGGAGCCUUUCCCCACAGAGACUCAGAGAAGCCCCUGUUAAAGGGGAUGGAGUGUGUGUGUGUGU
Messenger RNA from Oryzias latipes (Japanese medaka), 1445 nucleotides. RefSeq names its product E2F transcription factor 3 (gene e2f3). Gene Ontology annotation, cellular component: RNA polymerase II transcription regulator complex. Gene Ontology annotation, molecular function: protein dimerization activity; DNA-binding transcription factor activity, RNA polymerase II-specific; RNA polymerase II cis-regulatory region sequence-specific DNA binding. The record is from RefSeq and is a predicted model, not a curated record. Gene Ontology annotation, biological process: regulation of transcription by RNA polymerase II. Lineage: Eukaryota; Metazoa; Chordata; Actinopteri; Beloniformes; Adrianichthyidae.